CAGCUCACUUUCCUGCAGAGCUCCAUUUUGUUCAGGCAUCGCAACAGGGCUGUUCUCCUUCUUAGAAAAACAUUUGUUCUGACAUUACUGUACAAAUGGAUAACAGAGGGGAAAACAGAACAGUUGAAACGGACAACCUUUCUAAAAAACGUCCAAGCUCCAGUCCUGAGAGGCCUGGAAUUGGAAGUAAAAGGUCAUGUCCUUAUCCAGCCAGCAUGUAUGAUGUUAAUGUCAGCAAAGCCAAAGAAAUUAUGACCUCUGUUGAUCAGCAACUUCUUGAUCAACUCAGUAACCUUGGCAAGUUCAUUGAAUAUAUCAGGGAAAACAUUUCCAAAUUGAACACUGGUACAGCAAAGAAAACUACUGUUGGAGUUUUUGGGAGGACAGGAGCUGGAAAGAGCUCUCUGAUAAACGCGAUCCUGGGAGAAAAAGAUCUGUUACCAUCAGGAACACUUUGUGCCUGCACUUCAGUCAUCAUACAGAUCGAAGCCAACACAACAGACUCCAACUACACAGCUGAGAUUGAAUUCAUCUCAAAAGAGGCUUGGGAAAGUGAACUCAAUACAACCAUUCUUAAUGUUUUACGGGAGGAUGCAGAGGAAAGGGACAACGAAGUUAUCAACACAGCAAAAGAGAAGAUUACAGCCCUGUACGGAGAGAAUGGUCUUUCUAUGACCCUAGAAAACCUAAUGAAAGAUGAACAUUUCUCCGAAAUUCCAGAGUUUCUAUCGGAGAGAACUAAAGUUAAAGAAAUAGUGUGUGAAAACGCCUCAGAUCUUUCAGAUGAGAUUGCGUGUUACAUUCAGCAUGAUGACUCUCAUCCGGGAGAAUGUUACUGGCCAGUAGUGAAGUGCGUGACCAUCAAAGUUCCAAACUGUAAGGACUUCCUGGAGCACAUUGUUUUAGUGGAUCUUCCUGGAACAGGAGAUUACAACAAGAGCAGAGAUCAGAUGUGGAGAUCGAAACUGAGAGAUUGUUCUACCGUGUGGAUUGUAAGUGAAAUAAACCGUGCUGGUUCUGACAGUGAUGCCUGGAAGCUUUUAGCUAGCAGCAUUUCAGACCUGGCCCAAAGAGGAGAGUGCACGAGCAUCUCCUUUAUUUGUACCAAGACCGAUGACCUCAACGCACAGGACUACAUGAGAGCCAGAAAGUUGACGCAGGACAACUUGCAGAUUACACCAGAAGAAAUGUGCAUAAUGCACAGAAAUGAAGCAGCCAAGGAAAUGAUGAAGAAGAAUUUUAAUCAACGACACACACUUUUUAAACACUUCAACUGUGAUGAUGAAUUCCUGUCUGUAUACACUGUCAGUUCAAGAGAAUUCACCAAAGAAAACUCAGUCCUUAAACCAGAGCAAACAGAGAUCCCCAAGCUGAGGGAUCACUUGAAGAAGUACAACAACAGUCAUACAAAUGACACAGAGCGCCACUACAUCUCUGGAGCCCUAGGAAUCCUCUCCCUAAUUCAGGGUUCCAAAGAAAGCAAUGACGCCAUGAUGGAUGAAAAGUCGGAACUAUAUAAGAACCUGGAAAAAGAGCUUCAAAAAGCAUUUGAUCCCUUGGUUGAAUACUGUCAAGAAAUCCGCAGUUCCCUGGAAGAACUUCUCUUAAAAGGAGCAAAAGAGGCUGAAGAAAAAUGCCAUACAAUCGCAAAAAAAAUAAUAGAGCCACGUAUCGAUGGUCGAAAAUUUGGCCGAACACUGACAGCAUUGUGCGAAAAUGAUGGAUACUACAGGACCAAGGCUGGAGAAACGGGAGAUCUUAAUAGGAGUUUGGCUGAACCAAUGGAACAGAAAAUUGCUCAAACUUUCACUAACUUUUUCACAGUCCAGGAAACUGAGAACUCACUUCUAGCAAAGAUUGAUAAGUUCUCUUUCAUUCCUGAGGUCUUGAUUUCAAAAAAUAAAAAAUCUCCAGUGCUGAGACACAUGCUGAAAUUCCUUCAAACUGAGGAAAUGAAACUGAAGACUGAACUCAAAGAGAAAAUUAUCAAACAAAAGAAAGAACUCUACAAUAUUCCUUCUCAAUGCAUUAAAACAACAUUGCAGCAAGGCUAUCGAAGUGCUGCUGAGUAUAGUGGAACCGGCGCCAUGAGGAGGAAGCAGGAUGUGCUGUUGAAGCUCAUAGAAACAUCCAAAAGUACAAUGUUUCAGAAGGCAAGGAGAGAGAUGCUUGACGAGCUGUAUGAAACACUGAAUUUCACGAAAGAGAUAAGAACCACAUUGAAGAAGUCAAUGGAAUAUGCCCUUCGUAAUGCAAACACCUUGCCAACCAUUGACAUCAGUGCAGAGUUAGAGGAACUGAAGAAGUUAUGAGGUCUGAAAUCAGCACAACAAAAGACUAGUCUCAUCAGACCUGAGAAUAUUGUUAGCCACCUAGAUAGAUAGAUAGAUAGAUAGAUAGAUAGAUAGAUAGAUAGAUAGAUAGAUAGAUAGAUAGAUAGAUAGAUAGAUAGAUAGAUAGAACUUUAUUGAUCCCUUUGGGAGGUUCCCUCAGGGAAAUUAAGGUUCCACUAGCAGCAUCAAGUUCGUGUCUGUACACAAGCAGCAUCAAGUUCGUAGCACAGUUCGUGUCUGUACACCAAAUAUUCAUAAUUUCCUAUUGGUUUUUAUUCUUAUCAUAUGCAAGUACUGCUUAGGUAUUGACAACUGACUGCAUGACUUGAUCUAAAAGAUGUUUUCUUAAUUGACGUGUUGUUACUAUUGACUCACUGUAUACUUUAAUCUUUGUUGAGUACUUAACAUGUAGAAAGUAAGAAAGUGAUUUUUUUUUGUCAGAAAGCAUAAUUGUUUAAUUGCUUAUUGAAGGAAUACUCUUUAUAUCUAUACUCUUUAGAUAGAUUAUUUGUUUACUUUACUGAACAGCUAUAUAUAAGUAUCCUGGAAAUGUUUAAUUGGUCCUUGUCUAAGAAAGAGAAUUCAGAUAUUUACGCUUUUAGGCCGGGUAAGGUAAAGGUAAAGGUAAAGUUAGGGGCAAAAAUGUCCACUGCUCUUAGAUAGAAAACUAAUGCAAAUUUUAUAUAUUCUGGAUUAUGUGUCUUUUGUUGUUAUUUUUGAUGUGUAUUACAACUGACAGCGUGAUUUUAAUGUCAUGAUCUUAACCACUAAUUUCUUAACUAGCAAAUUCUUGCUAUUUAGAGCACUGUUUAUAUAAAUCUAGUUUAAUCUUACUGAUAAAUGUACCUUCAUAUUUGAUAUCAUCGCUGUUCAAUAGAAAAGUAUUUCCAUUUUUUAUUUUUAGCUUACUAAAUAAUUUGAACACACAAACCGUCUCUUACACUGUGUCAAACUUUGUUGAUGAAUGCACCAGUAGAAAGUUUCCAGAAUUACCUGAAAUAAACUUUUUUUAACGUUUUUAUUUCUCUCUUGUAAAGUUGAUGUUUUUCGUUGGAUAGUGACAGUAUGCAACUACUUUGAUUCUCUUUGAUUAUUAUUUUAAAUAAAGAUGAAUCAUCAAGACUGUUUA
Astyanax mexicanus (Mexican tetra) is the source of this 3462-nucleotide messenger RNA. RefSeq names its product nuclear GTPase SLIP-GC-like. Gene Ontology annotation, molecular function: GTPase activity. The record is from RefSeq and is a predicted model, not a curated record. Lineage: Eukaryota; Metazoa; Chordata; Actinopteri; Characiformes; Acestrorhamphidae. Bases 96 to 2312 code for a protein of 738 amino acids. The transcript has 19 exons.